Molecule: messenger RNA, 10026 nt
Organism: Stegostoma tigrinum
Lineage: Eukaryota; Metazoa; Chordata; Chondrichthyes; Orectolobiformes; Stegostomatidae
Gene: bcas3
Product: BCAS3 microtubule associated cell migration factor
Exons: 25
Coding region: 116-2896 (926 amino acids)
Biological process (GO): autophagy; response to starvation
Cellular component (GO): cytoplasm
Molecular function (GO): protein binding
Source: RefSeq, a predicted model, not a curated record
UCUGUCCCCGCCCACUGCCGCUCUCGCUCGCUUUCUCUCCCCUCAGUUGUCAGCGUUUCGGUCCGGAGUGGAGAUCGACAGCCAGAAAGCCAUCGGGUUGGAGAAUUGAGCAGCUAUGGCUACAGACUCUCCCCGCCGUCCCAGCAGAUGUACAGGUGGAAUCAUGGUCCGACAUCAGGCAGUCACGGAACAAUCAUACAUGGAGAGUGUUGUCACCUUUCUGCAAGAUGUAGUUCCACAGGCAUACACUGGCUCACCUCCAACGGAUGAGAAGGAAAAAAUAGUCUGGGUCCGUUUUGAGAAAGCUGAUAUUAAUGAUCUUGCGAGGAAUCCAGAGUAUCAUGAAAUGAACAAUGCUGUAAAUGACCCCCCAUUGCUGCUUCUCAUCGGAUACGCAGAUGGAAUGCAAAUUUGGAGCAUUCCUAUGAGUGGUGAGGCUCAGGAGUUGUACUCAGUCCGGAAUGGUCCCAUUCGAACAGCCCGUGUCCUGCCUGCACCACAGACUAGUCUUCACAAAAUUGAUAAUUUUGCUGAGAAAAGGCCACUCCUUGGUGUGUGCAAAAGUACAGGAUCAGCAGGCCCACCAUAUUGCUGUGUGGAUCUAUACUCACUUCGAAGUGGUGAAAUGGUCAAGUCCAUCCAGUUUAAAACCCCCAUCUAUGAACUGCAUUGUAACAAAAGGGUUUUGGUAGUUGUGUUACAGGAAAAGAUUGCCACCUUUGACAGCUGUACUUUCACCAAAAAAUUCUUCGUCACAAGUUGUUUUCCAUGUCCAGGUCCAAAUCCCAACCCAAUAGCAUUGGGAAGCCGCUGGCUUGCCUAUGCUGAAAACAAGCUCAUCCAUUGCCAUCGAUCCCGUGGUGGGGCCUGUGGUGACAACGUCCAGUCAUACACUGCAACAGUCAUCAGCGCCGCCAAAACACUCAAGACAGGACUGACCAUGUUUGGGGAAGCAGUUGGGCGUUUGGCUGGCAGCCUACCCUCAGGACCUGUUGAGGACGAGGUUUCUACCCAUAGUACCUCCCGACGUAGCCCACACAUUCCUGGAGUUGUCACAAUCAUUGAUACUGAGACGGUCGGGGAAGGACAGGUACUUGUCAGUGAGGAUGCUGAAGGUGAAGGCAUUGUGGCUCAUUUCCUGGCCCAUGACAAUAAACCCAUUUCCUGCAUGGCAUUUAACCCCAGUGGAAUGUUGCUGGUUACCACUGACACACAAGGCCAUGACUUUCAUGUAUUUCGAAUCUUGACGCAUCCAUGUUCAUCGUCACAGAGUGCCGUGCAUCAUUUAUACACUUUACAUCGUGGAGAGACAGAGGCUAAGGUGCAAGAUAUUUGCUUCAGCCAGGACUGUCGCUGGGUAGUAAUUAGCACACUCCGGGGUACGUCGCAUGUGUUUCCAGUAAAUCCUUAUGGUGGACAGCCUUCUGUUAGAACACACAUGUCUCCCCGUGUGGUGAAUCGCGUGAGUCGAUUCCAGAAGAGUGCUGGGCUGGAAGAUAUAGAACAGGAGCUGUCGACCAAACAGGGUGGGCGCUGCAGUCCAGUGGCAGGCCUCUCAAGCAGCCCCUCUGGGUCACCACUUCACAAUAAACUGAGCAACCAGGACUGUUACAACAGCUUCACAAAUAACAACCUAGGAAAUCCACGACUCUCACCAAUCCCAACUCUGACGAUUGUUUUGCCCCUGGCACAGAUCAAACAGCCUAUGACACUGGGAACCAUCACAAAGCGUACAGGACCUUACCUGUUUGGGGCAGGAUGUUUUUCCCUAAAAGCUCCAUGUAAAAGCAAGUCCAGAUCAGCCCCACAGAUUUCACCAAGCAAGGCUGCUGGUGGAGAAUUUUGUGUUGCUGCCACUUUUUCUUCAUCACGAUCCUGGUUAAUAGCCAAUCCUGGCCUAAAGCGGGAGAAAGAUCAAUCAAAACAGUCAGUAGUGGAUUCCCUGUUCAUUAUUAGUUGCUAUGGCAACCUCGUGGAACACACAAUUGAGCCGCGUCCUGUCAACACUGUGCAGAAGAUCAAUGAUGAUACUCAGCUGGAGCUGUUAACAUGUCCCCGAGCCAGCUGGUCUCUGGCCAGGACUCCACAGUGGAAUGAACUCCAACCACCAUUCAACGCAAACCAUCCUUUGCUGCUCAGUGCUGAUGCUGUCCAACACUGUCAGAAUCAGCUGGCUGGUUUGGUUUCGCCUGUCAGUCCAGCACCCAGUUUUAUACGCCAUGAGUCUUAUGACAGCCUGGGAUCAGACAACAGUGGUCAAGAAGAUGAGGAGUGGUUGUCACAGGUUGAGAUUGUGACGCAUACAGGACCCCACAGGCGCCUGUGGAUGGGUCCACAGUUUCAGUUUAAGACCAUCCAUCCUUCAGGACAAACAACAGUUAUUUCUUCCAGUUCCUCAGUACUUCAGUCACAGGGACCCAGUGACACCCCACAGCCACUUAUGGACUUUGAUACUGAUGAUCUAGAACUCAAUAGUCUGAGAAUCCAGCCAGUCCGCUCAGAACCUGUUAGCAUGCCUGGAUCAUCAAGAGUAAUUGCUGACCGGAGAACUCUUUCAACAGUGAUUGAUGCUGGAUCAGGAACAUUUGACCGCAGCGUGACACUAUUGGAAGUGUGUGGCAGUUGGCCAGAGAGUUUUGGACUGCGUCAUAUGUCUUCUAUCGAUAAUACAGACGAAGGUCUCCGUGAACGUCUGGCAGAUGCCAUGUCUGAAUCACCCAGCAGGGACAUUGUAGGUUCAGGGACAGAGCUCCAGCGAGAAGGAAGUAUCGAGACCCUGAGCAACAGUUCCGGUUCCACCAGCGGAAGCAUCCCGCGCAAUUUUGAGGGCUACCGCUCACCACUGCCCACCAAUGAAAGCCAACCACUCAGCCUCUUCCCAACAAGUUUCAACUAAGCACCCUCUCCCAUCCCUCCAGCCACCACCUCCAUUAACAUCGGAGCUUGUGUCCCUCUUAUUGUACAAACUUUAGUGCAACAAAUAAUGCGUAGAUCAACCGGGUAGAACAUGAGAUAUGACCUCUCUCUGCACACCUCCCCCCUCCCCCAAGUAACGGCUGGACUGAAACAGUGUCGUCUCAGUAGUAGUGGCAGGAAGGUGGAGAGGUGAAGGCUUUCCCCCUGUAGUUUCCAGUUUAUGCUGAUUUGUGUAACUUGCAAGUGCCCUUUGGGCUUUCUAAUUCUCCAGAGCUGGCAAAUCCCCUUUACUCCCCACCAAUUUCAUACACUGACAAACGGAAGGCCUCAGAGCUGCUGGAUCAAGGCUGUACUGACAUCUACAUCAUUUCUUGUUUGUUUCCAUUUGUCAAUUUAAACAUGCAGCAAAGUGGCAGCCCUUUUAUUUGUAAGGUUGGAGACAGCCAUGUUGUGUGUGUCUGUGUGUGGUUUUGCUUUUUUGCCUUAAAUUGACACAGUUUUAAGUUUUAUCAGAAACCUGCUAUUUUCUAAAGAGGUCUUGUCCUUUCAGUAGAUUCCUGUGAAAGGAAUUCCAUCAUAUUAAACAGCACAGGGAGUAAUCUGUCCUCUGACUCACUUAACUUUCCUAAAGCUGUGAGUGCUGUUGAUCUCCUUGCUGUAGUGGGAUGGUGGGGUGCAGAAGAGGUUAGGGAAGUGAAAUGGUUAGUGUGAGCAUACUUGAAACAGCAAGGAUCACAGGAGUAAGCUGUAGGCGUCUUUGAACUUAGUUCCAGACUCUGAGGCCUCUGUGGUCCCUGUUUCUAAAUUCCAAAGGAAAAAAUUUGAAAAGAAAUUGUGAGGGCAGAGAUUGCUAAUGGGAUUUCAGUGCCAAGGUUCACAAAAAUCCCUUUAAAUAUUAGCAGCUAUUAAUGAGCAUUUUUGUCCUCUACCUAAUUUUUCCCCUCUUGAAGUCCUGACUCUUUCUAUCCUGCAGCAUCCACAGAAAUGUCAGUCCUCGGGUAUUUAUUCCAUGUUAUCAGGUUUCAUGAUAAUUUGGCUCUAGAGAAGAAUUAAUUCCCUCCCUCAAUUGAUGACCACACAAAGCCCCUUUCCUGCAGGAUCAGUGAAUAGUAAUCAGGUGGAGGAACCUGGCUGUUUACUUUCUUCCCAAGCUCAUAUGGAGCAGAUGUUGACUGUAGCCAUCCCAGACUGGGAAUUGAGGUAGGAACCUCUCAUCUCUGCUGCAUCCUACACCUGGCACACCAGGCCUUUAAUUUAGAAAAAUUGAAAUUACACAGUGAAUUAACAAACCUGCAGUGAAAAUAAGAGCAUGUUUGUAAGUAUUUGUGUUAAUCUGUUGAUACUAAAUUUUUCUGUGUAAUGUAAGGCUAAAGAAACUUCUUGUCUUCCAAUAUAUCUUUCUCAAGCUGGAAGGUAAUCAGCACCCCUUGACCAGUGCUUCAGAGUGCUAUGUAAAGAGCUUUGGCAUGAGUGGCCAGGGAGAGUUAUCUUCCAAUUUUCUCUCCUUCCCUUAGUUAAUCCCAAGUGAAAUCUCAGAUAGGACCAUAUGACGAAUCCUACAAACAAGCCCUUUUCCUUUCACGCUCUGGAAUUACACCCAGAUACACUCGCAUUAUUCAGCAAGGUUACAGCAAAAAGCACUGGCACUCUGUUCUACUGCCAAGCUAUGGCUACUGUGUUUCUGGUUCAAAAAAUUUGUUUUUAAAUUUAUAACACUUUGUUGAAAGAAAAGUGGAACAGUUCCAACUUUCUUGUAUUCAUUUAUGGGAAGUGGGAAUCACCAGCAAGGCCAGGAGAAGGUGGGAGUAAGCUGCCUUCUUGAACCACUGCAGUUCAUGUGGUGUAGUUAUACCCACAGUGCUCUUGGAGAGUUGAUUUAAACAUUUUUUGUGCUUUCAUGCCAAUGAGUUCAAUGUUAUGGAGUCAGGGUCUCAAAUCCCCACCUUCCUAACAAGGUUGUAGGGUCUGAGAUGACACUUCCCCAUUUAACAACAGUGCCUUCAUGAAGGCAACGCGAUUUUGCCAUCUCCUGGACUGCAGGUUAUGAUGGUAAAAGUGUGGGCGAUUGACUGGAGCCUUUGUGCAUCAUUCACUGAAAUCCUGUCUGAGUCCGAGGCCACCAAUGUAAUCAGCAGCCAUCGGUUUUCUCAUUUGGACUGAGUUGCUCCCUCAAGAACAGGCUGAGCAACCACAGUACACAAACCACAAACAGCAACACAAUGAUUUGCUGAAUGAAUCAUCCCUGAACAUGUUGUCUGUGUGAGGACAUUGACAUUGUUGAAUUUUGGGAACAUUGCUGUUUUUCAGAAAUUCUUUUGGCUAGAUUUCCUUCCUUUCGGAAAAUGUGAAUUUCAUUGUCGUACAGGUUUCGCAGAGACUAAUUGUCAAUCGUAUGCACAUUCCAUGGACAUUGACUCUCACUGGCAUAUGAAUCCGACACACACUGAACCUCACAGGGGUAUUGGUUCAACAGAUACGGCCUCUCACUAGAGUAUAGGUUCCAUCAAUACUAAUUCUCACUAGGGUACGAGUUACAGAGUCAUAGAGUUUUUACAGCACAGUAAGACAGUCGUUGGCAUGUUGUGUCUGCACUGCUGGUCUGGCACCUAUCCACUCUGCUCUAUUUUCCAGUAUUUGGCCCAUAGCCUUGUAUGCUGUGGUGUUUCAAGUGUUUAUCUAAAUACUUCUUAAAUGUCUGGAGGGUUCCCAACUCUACCACCCUUUCAGGCACUAAUUUCAAACACCCACCACACACUGGGUGAAACCUCCUGCCCUUUACUUUAAAUCUAUGUUUUCUUAUUAUUAAUACCUCUACCAAGGGGAAAUGUUUCUUCCUGUCUUCCCAAUUUAUGCCCUUCUUUGUCCUGUCCAGCCUUUUCUGCUCCAAGGAAAAUAGCUCCAGCUUAUCUAGUCUCUCAUCAAAGCAGGAAUUCUCCAGAUUGGCCAGUGUUCUGGUGAAUCUUAUCUGCACCCUACCUAGAGCUAUCACACUCUUCCUUUCAGAGUAUGGUGACCAGCACUGCACAGAAUAAUUCACCUGUGGUCUAACUCAUGAUUAUUACAGCUCCAUCAUAACCUCACUGCACUUGCAUUAAAUGCCUUGACAUAAAGGCAUGUAUCCCGUAUGCCUUUGUAACAAUCUUAUCCACCUGUCUUAUUGCCUUCAAGGAUGUGUUGGCAUGUACACCUAGGCCUCUCAUUUUCAGUACUUCUUGGGGCCCUGUCAUUCAUUAUGUACUACCUUGCCUGGUAAGUUGUUCAAAAUGCAUUGCCUCACACUUUUCAGGAUUAAAUUCUAUUUGCCACUGUCCUGUCCCCAGAUGCUGUCUCUCAUUAGGGUAAGGGUUCCACAUGCUGGGGUGUGGCGCCCCCGCACGCGCUAACUAUCAGUGGGGUAUGGAUUCUAUUGACAUUGACUGUCACUCAUGUAUGAGUCCUACAUACAUUGAGUCUCACUGAGGUACAGGUUUGAAACACACUUUCUCUUGUGUAGAGUUUACAAAGACAGUUAAUUUCAACUUUCACUGACAUAAACGUCCACAGGUAUUGAAUCUCACUGGAGUACAUCUCCCAUUGAUAUGGAUCCUUACCUGGGGUUUUGGUUCAACAGACACUCUGACUCUAACCAGGGUACAAUUUCACAGUCAGUGGCUUACACUCAGUCUCCUUGUGGUAUGGGUUCCACAGAAACUGAAUCUCACUGGAGUAUAGCUUCCAAAGAUGUUGAUCUUCUCUAAAGUGUAGUUUCCAUAAACACUAACUCUCACUGGAAUAUGGAUUCCAUAGGUACUGACUGUAACUGGGAUUGUAUAGCAUAUUGAGUGAGACAAUGAGAAUUCCUCUCAUUGGGUAAACAUUUCAAGAUUAUUAACUGUUACUCUGGCAUAUGUUCAACUGGCCUUUUCUGAGCCUGACAAGGAUUCCAUGUGUUUUGAUUUGCACUAGGUUAUCAAAUUCAUUUGUGUUGAUUCUUGUUGGGAUUCAGGAUAAAUAAAUUUUGAUUCUUGCUGAGGUACUGGGCUCUAUUAGCACUAUUGCUUGGAUGUGAGAUCCUUAGGAACUGAUACUUGCUGGGUUAUGAUUUGACAAGUACUAACAGUGGCACAUGGGCUUCACGGGGACAUGGAUUCAAUGGACAUUCUUGGCAUGUGACCAUGCAGCUGGAUAUUUUAACAUAGGAGGUGCUCAGUGUAUUUGCAACCUCAGGCAAAGUAAAUCAAAAGUAAAUAAUCCUUCCACCUCACCUCAGUACACAAUUGCCAAAGCCAGUUGUAACUACCAGGACAUUUUUAGGCAAAUAAUUAACUCUGCAUAGGUCAGAGAUUAAUCCUGGUACUCUCAUCAGAUUUGCACAGCGUCACCUUUCCAGGGCCAUUUACUCGUGGUACUAUCCAUCAUCAGAUUUACCUUGUUUUAUCACACCCUAAAAUGUAGUGCAGAAAUGAAAUAAUGCAGGUGUUUGAAAUGUACCUCAACCUGUACCUUACCUCACCUCAUGAGAUGAUCCUACAAAACAAUUUAAAACUGCAAAAGCCCUUUCAUAUUUAAAACCAGAUUAGAUAAUUCCCCCCUCCAGUUUCUACCUUGAGUAUCUGCCAAGUUAGGGUUUCAGUCUGUGAAGAUUACUAUCAGUCAUUUUACAGGCUCCACCCUGAUGGAUAAUUCCUGUUUCUCUAUCCCUGAUUUAGCAAAGCGAACAUCGGUAAUGUUGAGGGGGAGUGGACAGUAGUGGGGAGCAGUGGUUACAGUGGAGUUUUUCUUACCAGGUCUGAUUGCAUUACUUGUAUAGUGUUUGUUCUUGCCCAGUUCUUGUACAUCAACUAUAUCAUGAUCACAUCUGUAUGACAGGGCAGGGUGAGAGGAGCACUGUGGUAAUCUGUACUAACAUCCGGUCAUUCAGUUCUCAGUUUCAGAAACGUCUCCAUUCCAACAAUAACAUCAGAAUACACAGAGAACAACAAAUAUUCUUGAAAAUCAGUGUGAAAAUUGAACAAGAGAAACAGCUGGAGAGAGUAUAAAGGAAGGAGUAUCAAAAAGAAUAUCAAAGCGAGGGACUUGCUGAAGGGAAUACUGGAAAGACAAAAUACCAGUAGAACAGAAACCACACAGGCAGGUUUAUCAAAAAAGUGAAUAACAGAGGGAGAAAUACUGAUCAGAGGCAAUAGUGUAAGAAGAGCAUUUUAGGCAGAAGUGACUAUUGAAGGAACAGGGUUAUGAAGGGGAAAACGAAGUUGGAAUUCUUUGUAGAGUAUAUAGCUGAGGGUGGGGUUAAUGAAUGAAGAAACUGUCACAGGAGCAAAUGUUGGAAGAGAAUAAAAAGAUAGAAUACAAGAUGGAGUGUGGAUUGGAACAGGGAAAUGACAGAGGGGUGCCUUGGGUUUAAAUUACAGAUGAGAAACAGGUCCUCCACUUAUUUGUGGGAGAUUCACAUAUGGACAGUUGCUCCAAACUUGCACAUCUGAUUUUGGGAGAAGGCUCUUUUGGGUCAAAAUAAGAGUACAGGUACUGGUGUAUCAAUUCUUCAUCCUGAAUAUGUCUGACAAGGCACUGUCUAUAUUUGCCAUCAAUGGUCCAAAGCAGAGGUUUAUUACCAUGGCUGUUAUUCGUUGACACUUCACUAAAGGAACUAAUCAUGUGAUGCAAGUGAAUAAUAGAACAUCAUGCACAUGCAGAGAAAUAUGUUAAAUUAAUCUACCUUAUUUCUAUUUUUCAAUGCAGAACUGGUGUGAAAAUAAAUCAACUGAAUUGUUGGCCCUUUUAUACAUCUGUGGGAUGAAUCAAUCGCAUAUUUACAUGAUCUGGGCUUAGUUCAAUUCCACUCAAAAUCAAACAAAACCCACUCAAUUUAGAUUAACUCCAUAAUUAUCUCAUUACCUAUUUAUCAUUAGUUUUAUUUUAUGCAUUUUUAAACUGGUUUAUUUUCUCACGCUAUUCUUUUAAAUCCCAAAUGUGUACCCAGUUCCAGUUGCUGCCAGGAUCAGCCACAAUGCACUGUUAUUUCUUUCACCUCUUGAAUCGAAAGGCUAUGGGAUUGAGUCCACGCCAGAGUCAAAAUCUAGAUUAAUACUUCAUUGUUGUUGUACUGAGCGAGCUCUGUACCAUCUGUGGGUGUUAAACAGGAAUGUCCAACUGCUGCCUGAGAUAGAAGCAUAGAAAAAAGGAGCAGGAGUAAGCCGUUCAGCCCAUUGACCCUGCCCCACCAUGCAAAAAGAUCAUGGCUGUUCUUCUGUCAUGUUGCCAUACUCCUAUGCUUUCCUUAUACCCCUGACAACUCUAGCUUCUAUAAAAAUCUAUCAUUUUUUAAAUGCAGUCAAUAGAUUUCAAAUAUCUCAUUGUUUGCUCUGACGAAAGCCAGGGCAGUUAUCCUGGUGUCCUAGAUAGCAUUUCUCUCUCAAGCAACAUAUUUUUUUAAAACUCAUUAGUAAUUUAUUGCACUGCUGUUUGUGAGAUCUUGCCUUGUACACAUUGAUUGCUGUAUAUUACAAGAGGGAAUACACUUUGAAUGUAAUGUGCUUGGAAUAUUCUGAGCUUAAGAAAGGUGCUUCUGAAGAAUAUUAUUCUUAUUCUUAAGAAUAUUCUUCAUUACCAGCAGAUGCCAGGCAUGGACUAUCCACUUUUUUUUGCUGUUGAUUCAGUUAAGUCUUUUCCAUCUGUUCAGCACUUCCUCCCCUCCCUUGCCCUCGAAAGCAGGAACUCACCACAUACAGAAUCAUGACCAUGAACUGGCGCCACCACAGAUUCUCCACCCGUCAUUCUUUGAUCCAGAUUAGAUUCUAAUCAGGGCUGUGGUAUAAAUACAGUAAAAGCGUCAGGUCAAGAAAUGAAUUGUCACUCCAUAUCAGAGAUACUGUGCCUCCGGCGUUCACACACAAACGAUCAAAGCUAGACAUUCAGGCUGUGGAGUGAUUGAACUCUUCCUCAUACCUGUCAUUAUUAAGUUGCCAAUACCAUGUUCGUCUUCCUGCACUGCAGUAAGUAAAUUGUGGCCUGAUUGCCUUUCACUGUAGCUGUAGAUUUGCUUGAAUACUAGAAGUGGCUGGCUUCUUGCAUUUUUGCAAUGAAAUGUUGAGCACUGUUUUUGCUGCUAGUUUUACUAGGUCGUUAUUCCAA